Messenger RNA from Wyeomyia smithii (pitcher-plant mosquito), 4639 nucleotides. It is a transcript of the gene Pex23, whose product is annotated as tectonin beta-propeller repeat-containing protein. The transcript has 6 exons. Gene Ontology annotation, cellular component: membrane. NCBI's taxonomy places the organism in Eukaryota, Metazoa, Arthropoda, Insecta, Diptera, Culicidae. The record is from RefSeq and is a predicted model, not a curated record. Gene Ontology annotation, molecular function: carbohydrate binding. The coding region runs from base 289 to 4272 and encodes 1327 amino acids.
UUUCAUGUGCCAAAAAGCCAGUGAUGUGAUUAGACCAAAACAACAUCUGCAAAAAGUUUGCAAAAUUUCGGUUGAUGCGAAAAAAGUCGCUAGUAUUAUUAAUUAUACACCUAACAAAUAUUUAAUCCAUGUGAAAUGUCGUUAGCAUAAGAUUCUUUACUGAAGUAACUAUACGUUUAAGCGGGUGUAAUCUUAAAUCAAGGCCUUAGAUGUGCAACUAAUAAAACAAAACAGUAAAAUACGUGUAUUGAAUAAGUUCAUUACCCAACGUCUCGUAGCUAGCUGGCAAUGCCGAGUACUCUUCUAUUUGCUAACAGCAAUGAGGGCCGAGUGUACGCCCUAUCAACUGCCGGGUCAGCCUGGCGGGAGUUUCUUUAUCUAGGACUAGAGUUCAAACGAAUUUCAGUGGUUCCACACUUUAUGUGGGCCAUUGGCGGUGAUCGACAAGUGUACGUCCAUGUGCACGGCUUGGACAUUCCAAUACGAAUUAAGGAAGAAACAUACGAAAAUGAGCGAUGGCUCCCAAUUGAAGGGUUUUCCAGCAGAUUGCUUCCCACCGAUCGUUAUCAUUUUUCGAAUGCCGACGGAACGGUAGAUAGAAACAUUGAUAAGAUUCGAUUACCCUCAAUGGCUUGGCAAUGGGAAGGUGAAUGGCAACUUGAUCUCAGUUUAGACGGACAACCGUUGGAUCAUGACGGUUGGACAUAUGCCAUUGAUUUUCCAUCUACCUAUCACCCGCAGAAAAAUUGGAAAUCAUGUGUGAGACGACGGAAGUGGGUACGUUUUCGAAGAUACUGUGCAUUGAAUUCUUGGUGCGCAGUAGCACCGUUGCACAAAGAUCCCACCCAAGAGCCAUUUAUAGAUGUAGCAAUUAAUGGAACUAAUGUCCCUGGAGCAGCACCUGGUCUUUUGCUUGUUUGGGCAGUUACGGCUCAUGGAAGGAUUAUGUUUAGAACGGGGGUAAGCACUACGGCACCGGAAGGUCUACGCUGGACGUCAGUUACGACACCAUCCGGAUGUGAAGUAGCACAAAUAGCUGUUGGGCCCACGGGUUUAGUUUGGGCCUCGUUAUACAAUGGAAGAGCUAUAGUGCGAACCGGAGUUACGCGGGAUUCUCCAAUGGGUACCACUUGGUUGGAGGUAAAACCGCCUGGACCGAAUUUGAAAAUAAUUCAGGUGUCGGUAGGAACUAAUUCUGUUUGGUGUGUGACUAACGAUAACCAUGUUUGGUUUCGAAGAGGAGUUCAUGGAGAAGCGUCCGGCAUUAGUGAAGAUGCAGCUAUUGGCAGUGGUUGGGUCGAGAUGGUUGGAAAUAUUUCGUAUAUUUCGGUUGCUCCAAAUGAUCAGGUUUUUGCCGUUGGAUCUGAAGAUCGAGCACUUUACUUUCGCUCUGGAGUAUCUAGCUCGGAUCUAACAGGGAAAAAAUGGCGCCUAAUACAACUUCCCCUGCAGAUGAGUCGUACUUCUAGCAACUUUUCUCUUUCCAGUCGUCGGAGUGGAAGUGAAUCUCCUUCAACCAAACAUCGCAGCUUGAACAGUUUAUAUAAAGAAAAAUUGCAACAAGAAAAUUGCUCUCUUGUAGAGAAUAGCGAUGAAACGUCCCGAUCCGCGCCAACUAUUAAUCCAAAGAAUCGCCCGGAACUGUGGCACAAGCCUGAAGUUUCCCCCGAUGCAGUCGCCACUGCAACCAAGUUAGAAUCGCAGCACGUCGGAAGCUUGGUUGAGAAAAAAGUGACCAGAAAUUUGUCCAGUGAAACAGUCGUUGCUUCCAGCGCUCCGUUGAAUGAGGUUUACGAAAUUUCUGGAAAACAGUUAAAAAAUUCUCGUGCAUGGAGCCCAGUUCGAAGUGUCGGAUCGGUUGUUGGAACCGAAGCACAUCCGGAGUCUGAUUCGAGUGUUUUUGAAGGAGAAAGUUCCAGGGACUCGGGCGUUUUCGGAGAAUAUGAAGAUCACGGAGGAUCACAAAACUGGGCUGAAUGUGAAGUGCUAUGGAUCGGCUGUGCGGCUGGUGCCGUCUGUGUGGACCCAACUCAGUUGCCUAGCUGGUUCAAUGACGCAUUUGCGAAUGCGACUCAGGAGGAACUUGCUCAACCGUGGCGUUUGAAAAUCCUGGAUGAUUUGAAACAGCGACCUCCCGGCCCAUUAGAGAGCAGUGAAUUUGCAGUUUACGAGAAAGCUAUAGAAAUGUCAUCAUGGGUAAAAUCGGGUGAAGCUCGGGCAGCCAAGUCGGGGCACCCUUUCGAGGACUGUCUGAUUGAGUUGGAAUGGGUUAAUAAUCAGGGUUCUGGUCCGGACUCUGGAACAUUAACUAUUUUGAAUCCUGAUGGCAUAACUACAAAGAUGCAAUUCUCUCUUUCGGAAAUAACGUGCAUCAUGUGCUGCAGUGAGCCUGGUUCGCCCAGGUUAGCUAUUCAUGCCCCUCGAUUACCGCCCGGAUCAUCCCCGAUCAAGGUGCAGUUCAGUGGAGACACUGAUCUGGAAGACUGGAUAUCUCAUCUAACUUCUGUGUGCUGCCAAAUAAACGAGGUUCACGGUAAACCGUCGUCUCGUUCGAUGUGGAUCACUUCCAACAUGGGUGAUGUUUUUGUGUUCGACCCAACUAACCUGGAAGCCUCACAAUGGCAACCAGAGGACGGUAUCUUCCAACAAAAAAUUGACGUUUCGGCUGCCGAAACGCCAUAUUUAACAUCUCUGUAUAAUGGGAUGACUAGAGGAUCACGUCUGGUGAUAUCAGGUUUUGUGUACGACGAUGCUGAUCAAAUUCGAUUCGACCUGCAAAGCCAUCCGACAGUUCGAUUAAGACACAAGAUGGAAUCACAGAGAAAUAUUCCACUGCACGUAAAUCCACGUUUCAACGAAAAAAUUACCGUAUUUAACUCGAUGGAAGCAUCCCACUGGAACGAGGAUGAAAUAAGAAAUAGGGAUAUGCUGUUUUCGCCAGGAGCGGAGUUCAAACUCGAAAUAAGAACUGAUCGCGAUGGUUUCUCCAUUACCGUUAACAACCAGAACUACCCGAAGUUCAAGUAUCGAAAUGGGCUGACCCCGGAUGCUAUUUAUAGCUUGUACAGCAGUGGUCGUGUUAAGAUUUUGAAUAUUGUUUAUGAGAGCCCCAAGUUGAUAUUGCCAUUGCGAGAUGUUUUCUGGCGUCAGAUCGGAGGGCAUCUACGUCGGGUUCAGCCGUGUAAAGCGGGAGUCGUAUGGGGUAUCGGGUAUGACAAUACAGCAUGGGUUUAUACUGGCGGUUGGGGUGGAGCUUUUCUUAAGGGCUUGGAGACGAGUAAUCAAGGGAUUAACACAAUGACAGAUACCCAUAAUUAUUACAUUUAUGAGAACCAACGGUGGAAUCCACUAUCAGGUUUUUCAACGACAGGUUUACCAACGGAUCGACAUAUGUGGAGUGAUGUUACGGGUAAACAUAAGCGAAGCAAGGAACACACCAAACUAUUGUCCAUGCACUGGCAGUGGGUGAUCGAUUGGUUGGUAGACUUUCAUAAUCCAGGUGGUGUCGAUCGUGAUGGAUGGCAAUAUGCAGUUGAUUUCCCAGCCAGUUACCAUGCAAAAAAGCAGUUCACAGAUUAUGUUCGUCGAAGACGCUGGUACAGAAAAUGUCGUCUUACAACAACCGGACCAUGGCAGGAGGUUGGCAACGCUAAAAUCAUGGAUGUAUCGCUGCAACCAGAUAGUGAUGAAAUAGAUUGCAGUAUUACAGUGUGGGCAGUUGCCGCAAACGGAGAUGUACUCUACCGUAGAGGCGUAAGUCAGUCACAACCUGCGGGCACUGGGUGGGAGCACGUAGCUUGUGAUCAGCCAUUAGUAAGCAUAAGUUGUUAUGUGAAUAAGGUAUGGGCAAUCGGUAAGAAUGGCUCCGCAUUCUGGCGUUGUGGAAUCUCUAGUGAGAAUCCGCUCGGAAGUAAAUGGCAGCCUGUCGAACCGCCAGGUGGAGUCACAUUCAAACAGAUUUCGGUCGGAAAGGCAGGCAUUUGGACGGUUGACACGGCGGGUCGAUUAUCGGUGCGGAAGGAAUUUACCCCCACAUUCCCCGAGGGUAGUCACUGGCAGCUGCUAUCCAAUAUACAGAACGAUCCCCCUCAUUACGAAGGGAACGUUGGAUUUAAAAAUGUUUCUGUUGGAGAACAUGUUUACGCCGUAUCUCAAUCGGGAUAUAUUUGUAAGAGAAGUGGAAUAAGUGCAGAGAAUCCCGCUGGGACCGGAUGGGAUCUGGGGAUACAGGGAAACUGGCACUACGUGUGCGUAAACGGAUUCCUCAAUUAAAAGUGAAAACCAAAGAAAGAGGAAUUUGUGUCCAAGUGUUCUCAUCUAAUAUGUGUUAUUAUGUUGGUCGAACAAAUUAUCGUAUUUAUAUUCGUAUCCACUUUUAUGCUACGAUCUGCAUAUAAUUAGUUAUAUCACGCACGUGUAACAAAGGUUUGAACUAUGAGAAAGAUUGAAGUUGGGCAUGAUAAUGUGAAAUAAACGAUUCUUGCGUGACAUAGCUAAUGGAUUGCAUCCUAAAUCUAAAAAUAUGCUUUCGUAUAUUCGUCUACUAGCUAACAACGUGGAAUGCCUAGAAUCUAAAUUUGUUACAUCAGUGCCAUAUAAAUCACUUACUGUUUUCAAUAAAUGAGAGUCGUAGGUGUAA